AGAGGGUUCCAUGAAAAUAUCAAUGAUAAAGUUGAACAACAAAGUAAACAAUUUAAGCGAUUGUGAAUGAAUUUCUUGGAAGCAUGAACCGUUCUUCCUUUUUCUUUUAGCAUAUAAAGGGGUUGCUGCAUUGGCUACAAAUGCAUAAAGUGGUGAGAUGGAGAUGGAGUUGAAAUGGUUGGCCAUGGUUCUUGUAGUGUUAUCCUUAGGAGCUGGGCUGUGUGAUGGGUGCUUAGAGGAGGAAAGAUUUGCUCUCUUCCAACUCAAACCUUUCUUUGAGUUCAUUGAUUAUAAGUUUCAAGAUCUAGACUAUGGGUCAAGGCCGGAAAAAGAGAGUUCAUCAAAUUGUUGUGAGUGGGAAAGGGUUGAAUGCAACCCAAUAAGUGGACGAGUCACCCAUCUUUUCCUUAAUUAUUCCAGCAACAUGAAGAGAGAUUGGUAUCUUAAUGCUUCUUUGUUCCUUCCUUUUGAGAAAUUACAGAAUCUUUCUUUAAGUGGGAAUUUCAUAACCGGCUGUAUUGCCAAUCAAGGUUUUGAAAGGUUGUCAUCGAAAUUGGACAAGUUGGAGAAUCUUGACUUGAGUGACAAUCAUUUCAACAAUAGCAUUUUAGCAUCCUUAAGUGAACUUUCCUCGCUUAAGUCUUUAAAUCUAGCCAAAAAAGAAUUCACAAGAUCAAAUCCUACUAAUGGUAUUGAGAUGUUAUCAAAGUUGAACAAUUUGGAAACUUUGGAUUUAUCUUUCAACCAUUUAGGAAAUAAGAUCCUAUCACAACUAGAUGGUUUUGCCUCUUUAAAAUCAUUGUGUUUGAAGGAUUGCGGACUAAAAGGAACCCUUGAUAUACAAGAAAGCAAUAAUAAUUGGAUGAACUUGAAGGAGCUGUAUUUAGAGGGAAAUGAAAUUAAGAGCCUUGGGUCACUAUUCCAUGAAAAAGAAGGAAUGAAGUUCAACAAACUUGAGGUACUUAGUUUAAGUUGGAAUCUCUUUAACAAUAGCGUAUUCUCAUCCCUUGUUGAGCUCUCGAAUUUAAAGUUAUUGGAUUUAUCCUUUAACAAACUGAAAGGGGCAAUAUAUACAAAAGAUUUAAAUGCUCUCCGCAAUUUAGAGGAGUUGAUCUUAUCCGGUAAUGAAGUGAAUGGAUUUAUUCCAUCUCAAGGACUAAGGCUGAUGAAUUUGAAACAUCUUGUUUUGAGUGGUAACGGUUUCAAUAAUAGUAUAUUGUCAUCUCUUGCUACACUUCCGAAUCUAAAGACUUUGGGGAUAAGUAUCUGUCAAUGCAAUGGAUUAAGAGAUUUAUAUGGUUUUAGCAAUUUGGAAGAGCUGACUAUGACCGGCUCUACAGUUGCAGGUAAUGAUUGUAGCUUCUCAUUACAAUCAUUGCGCUUAUUCCCCAUUUUGAAGACUCUUUCUUUACAAGGAUUUAAUAUUAAUGAAACCACAAUGGCUUCCUAUUCCCGCAAUACCUCUGUUACAGCAGACUUUACUUCAUUGAAGCGUUUAGAGUUGUGGGAUUGUAAGAUCAACAAAAACCUCACUCAACAAGAAGGCCUAAAUUUGAGAAGUUUGGAAGAGUUGGAGUUGUCUUAUUCAUCUUUACCUUCAAACUUUAUUCAAGUUUUUGGACCACUCAUUUCUCUUAAAAAAUUGAUCGCCUAUGGUAUCAAUGGUAACAACAGUCCACCUAUGCAUGAUGUCUGUGAAUUGACAAAUCUCCAAGAGUUGGAUAUCAAUGGCUGUAAUCUAAAGGGUAGCUUACCCAUGUGUUUCUCCAACCUCACCUCCCUUAAAAUGUUAUCACUCUCUUCCAAUCAGUUUUCCGGAAAUAUAUCUAUCCUUAAGAGCCUAAAAUUGCUUGAAUCUUUGGACCUCUCUUCUAAUCAGUUCUCUGGAAAUAUAUCUGCCCUUGAAAGUCUAACAUUGCUUGCAUCUUUGGACCUCUCUUGUAAUCAGUUCUCUGGAAAUAUAUCUGCCAUUCAGAGCCUAACAUUGCUUGCAUCUUUGGACCUCUCUUCUAAUCAGUUUUCUGGAAAUAUAUCUACCCUUCAGAGCCUAACAUUGCUUGAAUCAUUGGACCUCUCUUCAAAUCAGUUCUCUGGAAAUAUAUCUGCCCUUGAAAGUCUAACAUCCCUCCAAUCGUUGGCUGUUUCAAACAAUAAAUUUCACAUCCCAAGCUCAUUAAGACCCUUGUUCAACCUUUCAAAACUCAAUUACCUUCAUGCAGAUAACAACACCAUACAUGCUGAUGAUCAUGAGAUGUCGCAUUCUUCGGCUCCAAGGUUCCAAUUGAGUUCCAUCAGCUUAUCUUGUUGUGGAAGUGGUGGAUCAUUUCCAAAAUUCUUGUACCAUCAAAGUGAGUUGCAGCAUGUAGACAUCUCAAACAUAUAUUUCAAGGUGGAUCGAUUUCCGUUUUGGUUGUUGGAAAACAACAUGAUGCUAGUGACCCUGAAUCUCGUGAAUUGCUCUCUGUCAGGGCCUUUUCAAGUGCCAUCGCGUGUGUAUUCUGCUUUAUCAUAUUUGGAUAUCUCCAACAAUGCCUUCGGUGGCAACAUCCCAGUAAGAAUUGGAGCACACCUACCAUUUUUGGAUUAUUUGAACAUGUCAAAGAUUUGUUUCAAUGGCAGCAUUCCCUCUUCAUUUGGUGAUAUGAAUUCCCUACAAAUUUUGGACUUAUCAAACAACCAAUUGCCUGGAGAGAUACCUGAGCACAUGGCUAUGGGCUGCUCUUCAUUAGAAUUCCUUGGAUUAUCAAAUAACAAAUUACAAGGAUCAAUUUUCUCAGGAAAUUUUAAUCUAACGAGCUUGACGGAGCUUGAAUUAAAUGGAAAUAACUUCACUGGGAUGAUCCCAAAUGUCUUAGCUAACUGCUCUCACUUGUAUAUACUAGAUCUUAGCAAUAACUAUAUCUGUGGCCAAGUCCCAAGUUGGAUUUGGAAUAUGUCACAGCUGGCAGCAUUGGAUGUGAGCAGGAACCAACUCUUUGGUAGGUUGCCACAAUGGAGGGGAUCUGCUUCGAAUUUGGAACAAGUUGCCAUGGCAGAUAAUCAACUUGAAGGUUCAAUACCAAGGGCAAUUUGUAGUCUCAAUCUCAAACUUCAACUUUUGGACCUUUCCAUGAACAGUUUAUCUGGGACUCUACCAUCUUGCUUCAAACCGGUAUCCGUGAAGGAAGUUCAUUUAUUUAAAAAUAAGCUACAAGGAGCGUUACCAAAUGCUUUUCAUGAUAGCUCUUCGUUGGUGACAUUGGAUCUCAGCUACAACCACUUGAAGGGUAACAUUCCUAAUUGGGUUAGCAAUCUUUCUAAAUUAAGUUAUCUUCUCUUAAAGAGAAACCACUUUGAGGGUGAAAUUCCAAUUCAAUUAUGCAAGUUGGAUCGUUUAAGCUUGAUUGAUCUUUCUCAAAACGGUCCCUCUGGUGAUAUUCCUUCUUGUUUAAAAAUUUCUGCGCUGAACUAUGUAACUGAGCAAUAUAUUCCGCAUUAUAUUAUUUAUUCCAGUAAGAAAAGUCCGAGGUCCAUUGAAGUUCCAGUAGAAUACACAGUAAAGAGCAGAUCCUACAAUUAUAAGAAAAGAAUGUUGCAAUACAUGUCUGGAAUUGAUCUCUCCUGCAACAAGCUUACCGGUGAAAUUAGUUUUGAAACAAAAAACAUUAUGAAACUCUUCACAUUGAACCUUUCUCAUAAUAGCUUGACCGGAGCAGUGCCACGAGCAUUUUCUAACCUCAUGGACAUAGAAAGUCUAGAUCUUUCCUACAACAAUUUAACAGGGAAUAUCCCUGCCGAAUUUGCGGUGUUACAUUUUCUGGAAUACUUCAAUGUGUCAUAUAACAAUUUAUCUGGAAAGACACCUGAAAGGAUUGGACAAUUGGGAGCAUUUGAUGAAAGCAACUAUAUUGGGAAUCCUUUCCUUUGUGGCUCAUUGGUGGGAAAAAAUUGUUCAAUGGUCACAACACCACUGACGCCGAAGGCUUCAUCUGGCAUCAAAGAAGACCAUGGUUUCAUUGAUAUGGAUGCCUUCUAUGCAAGCUUCUUUGCAUGUUACGUGAUGGUGCUAUUGUGUAUCGCAGCUGUGCUGUACAUAAAUCCUUAUUGGAGGCAAACAUGGUUUUACUAUAUGCAAAUGGCCGUCGAUUCUUGCUACUAUUUUGUGGUAGAUAAUUUCCCCAUAAAUUUUUGUAGUGGAAACAUGUAGAAAAUUUUGUUGUGAAAUUUGUCGAUUGCAAUGCGAUGUUUAUAUGUAGCAACUGUGUUAAGACUGGAUUUAAAGUGCUCUUUUGGAACUAAAUAAAAACUCCCACAAGCCAUAUCUUAGUUUCA
Gossypium raimondii (Peruvian cotton) is the source of this 4311-nucleotide messenger RNA. RefSeq names its product receptor-like protein 1. The coding region runs from base 158 to 4186 and encodes 1342 amino acids. Gene Ontology annotation, biological process: hormone-mediated signaling pathway. The record is from RefSeq and is a predicted model, not a curated record. NCBI's taxonomy places the organism in Eukaryota, Viridiplantae, Streptophyta, Magnoliopsida, Malvales, Malvaceae. Gene Ontology annotation, cellular component: plasma membrane. The transcript is spliced from 12 exons. Gene Ontology annotation, molecular function: protein binding.